Messenger RNA from Symphalangus syndactylus (siamang), 661 nucleotides. Its product is annotated as putative membrane-spanning 4-domains subfamily A member 4E. Gene Ontology annotation, cellular component: plasma membrane; Golgi apparatus. NCBI's taxonomy places the organism in Eukaryota, Metazoa, Chordata, Mammalia, Primates, Hylobatidae. The record is from RefSeq and is a predicted model, not a curated record.
CUCUUAAAAAGUAUAGAGCUCCCAGGUUCUGGCUGCAAAACUGCCCACAGACUGCCCAGUUUGCAAAUGGCCUAAGAACAUAUGAAGAGACAAGAGCUCUGCUCCCACUAAUUACACAAUCUAAGCACCUUUUCUGCUUCCAUGACAACCACGCAAGGGAUGGAACAGGCCACUCCAGGGACUGGCCCCGGUGUGCCCCAGCUGGGAAACAUGGAUGUCAUACAUUCAUAUCUGUGUAAAGGAUUGCAAGAGAAGUUCUUGAAGGGGAAACCCAAAGUCCUUGGGGUUGUGCAGAUUCUGAUUGCCUUGAUGAGCCUUAGCAUGAGAAAAAUAAUGAUGUGUGUUGCAUUUAGUUCUUAUGAAGAACGUCCCAUUUUUGUGUAUGCUGGGUACACAAUUUGGCGAUCAGUGAUGGGUAUGGAUGGCAUGGUGCUCCUCUUAAGUGUGCUGGAAUUCUGCAUUGCUGUGUCCCUCUCUGCCUUUGGAUGUAAAGUGCUUUGUUGUAGCCCCGGUGAGGUUGUGUUAAUUCUGCCAUCAAAUUCUCACAUGGCAGAAACAGCAUCUCCCACACCACUUAAGACAUUUUGAUGCUACCAAAAGAUCAACAGAAGAAUGCUCCAGAAAUCUAUGCUGACUGUAACACAAGAACCCCACAUGAGAA